AUGUCUUCUUCAGAAAAUAGCAGCGGAGAUGAAGCCGGAUCCCCUCAGUAAGUUAUCAUUUUUUUUUUCAAUUUCUACUUUUUUAUAUCAAAAUCAAUUUCUUAUUCAAUCUUAUUUACAGGCAGCAAAGCAGCGGCAACGACAGUGAUUCUGCGCCGUCACAUCGAUCAGCCUCUCCUGUUCGCCGAAAAAAAGUAGCAGGUUCUUGAAAAACGUUUGAAAUAGAAAAACGUGGCGUUUAGUAUCGAGCGAUAACGAUUCCGAUGACAAUGUGUCCCCGCAGAAGAAACCACGUCGCAAUUUGGUAGAAUCAGAUGACGAAGAGGAAGAUGAAGGUAGAAAAGAGCCAGUAGAAGACGAAGAACGAGAUGAAGAAGAAGAAGAAUCUCCGCGUAAAGUGAUUUAUUUAUCCUAUAUUAUCUUAAACAUAGUUAUUUUAAGAAACCCGACGUUUCGAAUCUCUUUGGUAACGACUCUUCCGACGAAGAUUCGAGCAGAGCUGGCGGCUCUCCUGAGCCAGAACAGCCAGAAACGCGAGAAGAAGACGAUGGCAAUGACAGUGAUGCGAGCCGGAAAAGUCAGCCUUUUUCCGAUUUUUUUCCAUAUUUUAGGGACAAAUCUUUCAGUUAAUUUUUUUCCAGGUGAUGAUAGCAUUCAAGGAAUCCGAAUGCACAAUCCAGACGAAGAACUUGAGGAGCCGAAAAAGGAAGAGGAAGUUGUCACUACAGAGGUUUUUCAUCCAUUUUCCCAGAUUUUAAUUCUUUUUCCAGCUAUCGCUUCCUUAUGUGCGGGCCGAGUUGGUACGAUGCCACUGUUAGCCAGGGUAUGAUUUUUGGAACGGAAAGCGUUUUAAAGUUUUACUAUCUCAGAUGCCAAACUUUUUGUCCGUGGCGACUCAUGCUUUCGAUCCAAACAGUUAUGACGAAGACGAAUACGACGACGAGUUGAAUGUCGACGACGAAGGCCGAAAUCGUCUCAAACUGAGGGUGAGAACAUUUGGGGAGAAGUGAAUGUGUAUUUAAUCUGUCUUUGAAAAUUUGCUGCUUCACGAAUCUCAUCGUUUCGUUCAAUUUGAAAAGCUGAAAAAUCGUUUCAGGUGGAAAACACAAUUCGUUGGAGGAUGAUGGUCGAUGAGGAUGGAAACGAGAUCAAAGAAAGCAACGCGAAGAUCGUCAAGUGGAGUGACGGAACGUGAGACCCAACCACCUGUGAAUCUCCAAUCUCUCACUUUCCAGUAUGUCCAUGUACUUGGGCAACGAGAUUUUCGAGGUGAAUGAGAUGCAGAUGGCGGCCAACAGCCAUUUGUUCGUCAGACACAGCGUCAAUUCAGCUUUGGUUCGUGGUUUUCAAUUUGAACAAAAAAAAAACGUAUUCAUCAAGGGUCUUCACUAAUCUCUGUUCAAAAUCGAAAAUUUCCCUUUUCAGAUGUCACAAGCAGUUUUCGACACCAAGUUGACUUUCCGUCCGCACUCUACAGACUCCUCUACACACAGAAAAGUGAAUACUUUUCUUUUCUGUCGAAAAAGUUUAGGAUUUACCCUGGUUUUGGAUGUAGAAUGAUUGGAAACAUGAAGAAAAGAUAUGGGAAUGUAUUCCUAUUAUGAAGAAGAGAAUGGUAAGCUAUUACUCCGCGUCUUUUCUAACAACAGAAGUUAUAAUUUAAUAGGCGAGCUUCGAACCGCGAGUAUUCCAAAAACGUUCAGAAUAAAAUUAUUCCCAUGAUUCAGGUCACACUCAAAAUGGCUGAUCGUAGUAGAAAAUCGACGCAAGUUAAAGUGAUGGAUGACAUCACGUUGAACCCAGACGUUGCUCGCAGGGUUAGAAGUUUCUGGAAGGUUUCGAGGAGUUGCCGGUCUUUAGGAAGCCGUUCGAAGGGAGGAGGAAGCACUUCGAGCUACUAUGCGCAGAGAAGCCAUGCAAAGAAAGGCCUACCGUCCCAAACUCAUCAAUUCUGCCUAUUUGGAACGCGGCGUUGAUUACGGUUCGUUUUUUUUUCUCAUUUUUUCGAAUUCUCUCGAAAACUUAAAAUAGCUUCGUGGGGCACAGCUGUAGAAGUCGGUUUCACAAGAAGAUUUAUUGGAGGAAUCUUUCGAGGUUCAGAAGACGAGGAAGGAGGCUACGGAAGAGGACGUGGCAGAGGGAAACGCGACGCUCCGCUCAUCGGCCACAGUUCCGAUGAGAGCGAUGACGAACGGCCAAAGUCGAAGGCCCAAAAUGAAGAUGAUUCUGAUGACGUCAGUUUUGCUCUUUUUUUGUCAACUUCAAUUUCCUUCAGGAUGUUCGUAAAAAUACUCAGAAGAAAAAACGCAUGAUCGUGACGAGUGACGAGGAGGAAAAUGCGGACGCAGGUGCUGAGAGCGACAAAUCUUCCGACUGA
Molecule: messenger RNA, 2377 nt
Organism: Caenorhabditis auriculariae
Lineage: Eukaryota; Metazoa; Nematoda; Chromadorea; Rhabditida; Rhabditidae
Source: the annotation of a GenBank genome assembly